This is a messenger RNA of Hordeum vulgare subsp. vulgare (domesticated barley), 2031 nucleotides long. RefSeq names its product BAG family molecular chaperone regulator 1-like. The record is from RefSeq and is a predicted model, not a curated record. Gene Ontology annotation, cellular component: cytoplasm. Bases 524 to 1597 code for a protein of 357 amino acids. Gene Ontology annotation, biological process: protein stabilization. The transcript is spliced from 2 exons. Gene Ontology annotation, molecular function: protein-folding chaperone binding; adenyl-nucleotide exchange factor activity. NCBI's taxonomy places the organism in Eukaryota, Viridiplantae, Streptophyta, Magnoliopsida, Poales, Poaceae.
UCUCUGCUGGCGCCAUUGCCGCCCACGGACAGCAAUGUGCGUCUUCCUCCGAGCUUCCACAGUCGCACCGCAUCGCGUCAAAUCAAAAGUUGAAAUGCCGCCAAAACGCCACAUGCAUUCAUCCAAUUUUCUACUGUACGUAUGUCCGUAAUGGCGAUUUGAUUAGUUGGAAGGAUCGAGCAAUGAUUUUAGGCUCUCUCUUGAUUUUGAUUCUGGGUUUGAUAAUGGGGUUUGCCAUGUGGCAAGUGGGCUAUACUGUAAUCGCCGUAUAUAUUCCCCUUGUCCGUUGCGCUUAAGCUCCCACUAAAUAUACUUCCUCCUCCUCCUCCUUCCUCUUCGUCCAUCCAUCUAUCUUCUUCUUCUUCCUCUUCUCCGAUCCGCCAUUGCAUCGGCGCCGGCUUGCUUUUCCGGCCAGGCCACAGCUAGAGUCUGUUUCCCGCCACCACAGCUGUGCCGGCCACGAGGGGAUAAAGCUAGCCAGCUUUAACUUACAGCUGCAAAGCGCGCCAAUUCAGGGGGCGGCAUGCUGGGGGCGAGGAAAGGCGCCGCCACCGUCGAGCUGGGGUCGCUCACCAUGAGGAGGAAGGCCGCUGCUCCUCACCCGGCUGUGGUUCCGGUUGCGGCCGAGGAGGGGAAGAAGGCGCCGGCGGUGGGGGCGGGGAAGGUGGCGGCGGAGGAGGUGUGGGAGGUGCGGCCGGGCGGGAUGCUGGUGCAGAAGCGGGGCGCCGAGGAGGACGAGCCGGCGCCGGCGAGCGUGAAGCCCGUGCCCACCAUCCGGGUCAAGGCCAAGCUCGCCGGCAAGACCCACGAGAUCUACAUCACCGCGGAGGCCACGUUUGGCGACCUGCGGAAGCUGGUGGCGGAGCGCGCCGGCGCGCACCCGGAGGACCUGCGGACGCUGUACAAGGGCAAGGAGCAGGACCCCAAGGCGUUCCUCGACAUGGCCGGCGUCAGGGACCGCUCCAAGGUCGCCGUCGUCGACGACCCCGAGGCCCGCGCGCGCCGGCUGCUCGAGGAGCUCCGCCUCGGCAGCCUCCGCAAGGCCGCCGGCGCCGUCGCCGCUGUCGCCGCCGAGGUCGACAAGAUCGCGCCCAAGGUGUCGGCGAUGGAGGCGUCGGUGCGGAAGGGGGAGAGGGUCGCGGAGAAGGACGUGGCGACGGUGACGGAGCUGCUGAUGAACGAGCUGCUGAAGCUGGACGCGGUGGUCGCCGGCGGCGACGUGAAGGAGCAGAGGCGGGCGCAGGUGAAACGGGUGCAGAAGUACGUGGAGACGCUCGACGCCGUCAUGGCCAAGAACGCCACCAUCGCGCGCAAGCCCGCCGCCGCGGCGAAGAAGCAGCCAGCGCCACAGCCGCCAGCGCCGGCGAGGCAGCAGCAGCAGCCGCAGUCGCAGCGCCAGCGCCACCAACAGCCACCGCAGCAGCCUCCGCAGCAACAGCAGCCCCCGGCGCAGACGACGCGGUGGGAGAUGUUCGACCUGCUGUCCUCGCUCCCGACCACGUCCUCCUCCUCCUCCACCACCACCACCGACAGCUCCACCGCGUCCUCCGCCGGCGCGCCCCCGCCGCCCACCAACAGGCUCGACUGGAUGCUCUAGCUCCGAUCACCACCACCACCACCACCGCAACCACCACCCGAACCAGAGAAGCAAACGCAACAGAGGCUCGCGUGCGCCAAGAAUCGCCCGGCGAGACGAUGAUCGAAUCGGAUCAUUCACGUCCUGAUUAGUUCAUCAUCAUGGUACCACCACCAUACUGCCUGCCGCCAAGUCCUAGUUCAUCACCAUGUCAGUCAGUCAGAGAGAGGUGUCCAAAGUUUUUCUUUCUUUCUCCUUUUUUUCGUCUUCUUCUUCUUCUUCUGCGUCCGUCGUCAUGAAAAUGUCUGAUACUGCUACAAAUUCUUUGGUGUGCAUACUCUGAGAAGGAAACAGUCGGUCAACAAAAACUAGGGGAUGUAAAAUGUAAUGUGUUCAGCUGAGUUGAGUUGAGUUCAGAUCACUGGGAAAUAAGUCAGAGCUUGGAGUUGUGUCCA